Molecule: messenger RNA, 3216 nt
Organism: Oldenlandia corymbosa var. corymbosa
Lineage: Eukaryota; Viridiplantae; Streptophyta; Magnoliopsida; Gentianales; Rubiaceae
Source: the annotation of a GenBank genome assembly
AUGGCUGAUCGUCGCAAUGAUAAUGGCAAGGCAGCAGGCCCCGGAGGGGUUGGUGCAUAUGCCAUUGAUCUGGAAAACUUCAGUAAGAGGUUAAGGUUGCUAUAUUCCCACUGGGCCAAGCAUAAGGAUGAUUUGUGGGGUUCUUCUCAGGUGCUUGCAAUUGCUACUCCUCCACCAUCUGAGGACUUGCGGUAUCUGAAGUCGUCUGCCCUGAAUGUCUGGUUGGUAGGUUACGAGUUUCCAGAUACAAUUAUGGUGUUCAUGAAGAAGCAGAUUCAUUUCUUAUGUAGCCAGAAGAAAGCCUCUUUACUUGAAGUGGUGAAAAAAUCUGCAAAGGAUGCCACCGGAGUGGAAGUUCUGAUGCAUGUGAAGGCAAGAAAUGAUGAUGGUACCACAAUUAUAGACAACAUUUUCCGUGCUGUUCAUGCCCAAUCGAAGUUGGAGGGUCGUGAUACUCCUGUUGUGGGCCACAUUUCAAGGGAGGCCCCUGAAGGAAAUUUGUUGGCAACAUGGGACGAGAAAUUGAAGAAUGAAAAUUUUCAGCUUAGAGACGUAUCUAGUGGCUUCUCCGACCUAUUUGCAGUGAAGGAUGAGUCUGAGAUCACAAACUUGAAAAAAGCAGCUUAUUUGACCUCUUCUGUGAUGAAGCAUUUUGUGGUCCCAAAGUUGGAGAAGGUCAUUGAUGAAGAAAAGAAAGUUUCUCACUCUUCAUUAAUGGAUGACACUGAAAAGGUUAUACUUGAGCCUGCAAAGAUCAAGGUGAAGCUCAAAGCUGAUAAUGUUGAUAUCUGUUAUCCACCAAUAUUCCAGAGUGGAGGAGAGUUUGAUCUCAAACCAAGUGCAGCUAGCAAUGAUAGUAGCCUUUACUAUGAUUCCACCAGUGUCAUCAUCUGUGCAAUUGGUGCCCGUUACAACAGCUAUUGCUCGAAUGUUGCCCGGACUUUCCUUUUUGAUGCCACUCCAAUGCAAAAAAAUGCGUAUGCAGUCCUCCUGAAGGCACAGGGUGCAGCCAUAGCAGCUUUAAAACCAGGAAGCACAGUUGGUUUGGCAUACCAGGCAGCUGUAGCUGUAGUUGAAAAGGAGGCACCAGAAUUGGUUGCAAGCCUGACCAAAUCAGCUGGAACUGGAAUCGGGCUUGAGUUUCGGGAGUCAGGUUACAAUCUCAAUGUCAAGAAUGACAGAAUUCUGAAAGCAGGCAUGGUUUUUAAUGUGUCUCUUGGUUUUCACAAUCUGCAAGCAGAGACCAAAAAUCCUAAAACUGAAAAAUAUUCUCUUCUGCUUGCUGAUACUAUUAUUGUUGGUCAAAGUGGGCCUGAAAUCAUUACUUCUCUUAGUUCCAAGGCUGUGAAGGAUGUGGUGUACUCGUUCAAUCAAGAUGACGAUGACCAAGAAGAGCCGCCAGCAAAAAGGAGUAAGCCUGACAAUGUUGAAGUACUUCCAUCCAAGGCUACACUUAGGUCAGUCAACCAUGAGAUGUCGAAGGAGGAACUAAGAAGGCAGCAUCAGGCAGAACUGGCUCGGCAAAAGAAUGAAGAAACUGCAAGGAGGCUAGCUGGUAAUGAUUCUAGAGCUGCAGAUAGCCGUGGCUCUGGAAAACCUUCUAGUGAACUGGUUGCAUAUAAGAAUGUCAAUGAUAUACCUCCACCGAAAGAACUCAUGAUCCAGGUUGACCAGAGGAAUGAGGCCAUUCUUUUGCCUCUUUAUGGAAGUAUGGUCCCCUUCCAUGUUGCCCAUGUCAAGAGUGUGUCGAGCCAGCAAGAUACAAAUCGUUCUUGCUAUAUUCGAAUUAUAUUUCAUGUACCUGGUACUCCUUUCAGCCCUAUUGAUAGAAACUCAAUGAUGAAGUUUCAAAGUUCCCUUUAUGUCAAGGAAGUGUCUUUCCGCUCAAAGGAUCCCAGGCACAUCAGUGAAGUAGUACAGCAAAUAAAAACUCUUCGAAGACAGGUUGCAUCCCGUGAAUCAGAAAAAGCUGAGAGAGCGACAUUAGUCACACAAGAGAAGCUUCAACUUGCUGGAUCUAAAUUCAAGCCUAUAAAAGUGACCGACUUGUGGAUCCGUCCAGUAUUUGGUGGUCGUGGGAGAAAGCUAAGUGGUACACUUGAAGCACACACAAAUGGACUGCGUUAUUCAACUUCAAGGGCCGAAGAGAGGGUUGAUGUCAUGUAUGCCAACAUCAAACAUGCAUUCUUCCAGCCGGCAGAAAAGGAAAUGAUCACCCUCCUGCAUUUCCAUCUGCACAAUCACAUAAUGGUGGGAAAUAAGAAGACAAAAGACGUUCAGUUCUAUGUGGAAGUAAUGGAUGUUGUUCAGACAAUUGGAGGUGGGAAACGCUCUGCAUAUGACCCAGAUGAAAUUGAGGAGGAGCAACGAGAAAGGGAUAGGCGGAACAAGAUUAAUAUGGACUUCCAGAAUUUUGUAAAUAGAGUAAAUGAUCUCUGGGGUCAGUCUCAAUUUAAAUCAUUUGAUUUGGAGUUUGACCAGCCCUUGAGAGAGCUUGGCUUUCAUGGAGUUCCCCAUAAAUCAUCAGCUUUCAUCGUCCCAACUUCAAGUUGUCUCGUAGAGCUCAUAGAAACACCCUUUGUGGUUAUUACCCUGAGUGAGAUUGAGAUAGUCAAUUUGGAGAGGGUUGGCCUUGGACAGAAGAAUUUUGACAUGACUAUAGUGUUCAAGGAUUUCAAGAGAGACGUUAUGCGGAUUGAUUCGAUUCCCACUUCAUCACUGGACGGUAUCAAGGAAUGGCUGGACACCACAGAUCUCAAGUACUAUGAGAGCAGGCUAAAUCUGAACUGGCGGCCCAUACUGAAGACAAUCACUGAUGAUCCUGAAAAGUUCAUCGAGGAUGGUGGAUGGGAAUUUUUAAACAUGGAGGUUUCUGAUUCUGACUCCGAUAACUCUGAGGAAUCUGAUCAAGGAUAUGUACCUUCGGAUGCACAAUCUGAGUCUGUUUCAGAGGACGAGGACGACGACAGUGAAUCCCUUGUUGAAUCAGAGGAAGAUGAGGAUGAAGAUUCCGAGAAAGAUUCUGAAGAAGAUGAGGGGAAAACAUGGGAAGAGUUGGAAAGAGAAGCAAGUAAUGCUGAUAGAGAGAAAGGCCAUGAUUCGGAUAGUGAGGAGGAUAGGAAGAGAAGGAAAAUGAAAGCAUUUGGAAAAGCACGGGCACCUGAGAGGAGAAAUCCAGUUUCCAGCAGCCUUACAAAACGAGCAAGGUUCAGAUAA